Molecule: messenger RNA, 783 nt
Organism: Halteromyces radiatus
Lineage: Eukaryota; Fungi; Mucoromycota; Mucoromycetes; Mucorales; Cunninghamellaceae
Exons: 9
Coding region: 1-783 (260 amino acids)
Source: RefSeq, a predicted model, not a curated record
AUGCUACAACACACGGCUGAAACCAAGGAUGGUAGAAUUGUUCUCAAGACAUAUCUGGGCAGAAUGAUGACAAAAGGAGAAAAGUGGAUUGGAAAGUUUGUCAACAAUAUGUUACAAAAAGAUGAACGCGAAUGGUGUCCUAUCAUUAGCAGUCUGUUGGAAAGUGUUGAAAUAUUAAAAGUCCAGAACAGGUUUUGCCCUUCCAGAACCCGUUCGACCAACCUUGCUGUGCAAGCUGUUAUCGCUGCCUUGAUUCCUGUACAUCGUCAACAACGACAACUUUCAAACGACAAUGAUACGGACGAUGACUAUGCUGAUGACUUGAACAACGUUGAAGGAUCAGAUGUUGCUGUAGUAAUUACCAAGUCAUGGUACGCCGAUCAGCCUUGUUCUAAGGACGUUUACGUGAAGCAUGCGCUAACCAUCAAGUCUCUUAUAUUAAGCCAAUCAUCGACGUCAGAACUCGUUGGAAUAGUACUCGACACAGCUCAUUUAUUGCCUGAAGAAUGGACAAUUAUUGAAGAAUUAUGUACCUUGUUUCGAUCAUUUCAAGAGAUCACCACCGUACUCUGUGCCUCCUCGUAUCCGACUUUAAAUACAGUUAUACCAUUCUACAAUCAUUUGUUGGACGUUCUGGAAGAAUUUCAAACCAAUGAUAGGGACAUCAACAUUGCGAUUGGAUCCUGUGUUGCCAAACUAAAAGAACAUUAUCAUCUAUCGUGCGUGAUUACUUUGCAGUACAAGACUUAUCUUUUCCUUCAAAACAACAAGUGCCCCAUCUGA